UGUGUGUGUGUAUGUGCGUGUGUGUGUGUGUGUGUGCGUGUGUGUGUGUCCUGCACCAGAAUAUAGUAUAUGGUUCAAUUUUCAGGAUGGCGUCGCCAUUACGGAGUUUGAAUGAUUAUUUCAGAAGGCUGAAUGAUUUGUUGUCAGGCGAAAAUUGGGAACUGUCCGAAGAAGCUGCAAGAUUACUCUCGAUAGGAGACGCUCAUGUACACAUGAAAUUUCUACAGUUAGAGAAAGCAGAAGAUGAACGUCGAUUGUAUCUGAAUAAUAGUUUCGAUGAGAUAGCAUGCUUACAUUUGGCCGUCAUCUAUCAUUUGAGUAAGGAACACUUCGAAAAUGCUUUCAACACGCACGUUCAGGUUGUGCAAUUGUUCAACAAAGAAGUUUUGCAAAAGGAGAAGGAUCAGAACUGGUUCUUACCAAUAUUAUAUACUCUUUGCACUGAUUUGCGACUUUUGGCCCGUUCGGCCGAUAAUAAACCGUCUCGGUUACGUGAUCCGGAAAAGAGUAGCUGUUAUGAACAAUCUGCCACCUAUAUUAUGGAAUGUUAUCGAACGUGUGUUGCUGAUGUACGAGCAGAAAUUCAUACAUCGAAGAAGAUGGCAAUGCUUAAUCUCACUAAUCAGCUAUUCCGAAUUUAUUUCAGAAUAAACAAAUUGAAUCUACUCAAACCACUCAUUAGAGCAAUAGACAACAGCGGUCCAUUAUAUCAGACGUUUUCAAUGGCUGAUAAAGUUACAUAUAAAUAUUAUUUGGGCCGGAAAGCAAUGUUUGAUUCAGAUUUAUCACUAUCAGAAGAAUCAUUAUCCUAUGCUUUUCGGAACUGUCCAUCCCAUUGUGCAAGAAAUAAACGACUUAUAUUGAUUUAUUUGGUGCCGGUGAAAAUGUUUCUCGGACAUAUGCCAACUGCCGACUUAUUGAAACGAUAUCAGCUGCAGCAGUUUGCCACCGUUGUCGAGAGUGUAAAGGAUGGAAAUUUAAAGAAACUCGAUGAAACGCUAAUGGAAAACGAGCGCUUUUUUGUAGAAUGUGGAAUAUAUCUUAUGUUAGAAAAAUUAAAAAUUAUUGCGUUUCGCAAUUUAUUCAAAAAAAUUACUCGAAUAUAUGGCACAAAUCAGAUCUCUUAUGAGGCAUUUAUGUGUGCCAUCCGAUGGCUUGGCAUUGAAGACAUGGAUGAAGACGAGCUGGAAUGCAUACUUGCAAAUUUGAUUGUGGAGAAGAAAAUCAAAGGAUAUCUAAGUCAUAUGCAUAAAAAACUGGUUAUUAGCAAGCAAAAUCCGUUCCCUGCCUUGUCGACGAUACCUUGAUCAUAAUUCGAUACUAGAAAGGACGGAAGUCUUUUGUACUCAUUUGUUUUACGCUGAUAUUGAAAAACUCUAUAUAUGAUCAGG
Messenger RNA from Loa loa (African eye worm), 1391 nucleotides. RefSeq lists its product as hypothetical. Gene Ontology annotation, molecular function: RNA binding; double-stranded DNA binding. The record is from RefSeq and is a predicted model, not a curated record. The transcript has 10 exons. Gene Ontology annotation, cellular component: transcription export complex 2. NCBI's taxonomy places the organism in Eukaryota, Metazoa, Nematoda, Chromadorea, Rhabditida, Onchocercidae. Gene Ontology annotation, biological process: transcription elongation by RNA polymerase II; poly(A)+ mRNA export from nucleus; post-transcriptional tethering of RNA polymerase II gene DNA at nuclear periphery. The coding region runs from base 12 to 1307 and encodes 431 amino acids.